This is a messenger RNA of Bacidia gigantensis, 822 nucleotides long. RefSeq lists its product as uncharacterized. Lineage: Eukaryota; Fungi; Ascomycota; Lecanoromycetes; Lecanorales; Ramalinaceae. The transcript is spliced from 2 exons. The record is from RefSeq and is a predicted model, not a curated record. The coding region runs from base 1 to 822 and encodes 273 amino acids.
AUGAAUUUCUGGAUGGCAGCUUCUUCUAGCGAAGGGCAUGGAGACGUCUUCUCCUGGUUAAUCGAUUCUUUUGGCUCAGACCUAAGAGAAAGCGAAUACAAUGAGAAGGUUAGUCCUUUCCAUGAGACUCCAACUACCUUGGCACUAUAUUCUUCUCGGGCAUUCGCAAAAUGGCAGGGUACCUUGUCCGCAGCGGAUAUUGACUUCUCUAGUUUUGUCAUACCGGAAGUCUGCCGAGAUCCAAUACGCGAGGCUGGAUGGACGUCGGAGUCAUUAUUGGCCGUCUUCGAAACGCAACAUGAACCUGAUAGCAAGUCUUUGAAUGACAGAUGCUGCGCAGACUGUUGGAUUGAAUUUGACUGGUCAACAAAUUACGAAGUACUCGUACAGCCCCUCUGGCUACAAAUGCUUUCUUCUCUUUAUCUGGGACAGGACCCUCAUUACAGGUAUAGCGUCCCAUCAGCAACUUGUGCUAAUGUUGCUGGUGUGGAAGGGAUAUUGAAAGAUGCUCCAUGGAGCACGGAUAAGCCAUCAUAUCUGCCAGACCUUCCAGGAGUAUAUAUUCCUUCAGAGACCGAUCUAUGUGACUCGUUCACUUCAACCAAUUCCGGCGACAAACAAUCACACAGCUCACAACAUGCCAGAUGUGAAAAAUUAGUGCAAAAGAACUACUCAUGGGAAGAUCUUAUCUGCAUCAAGUGCUGGUUACAUUAUAAAAAGGAAGGAAAGCGGUUUGUAAGAAGCGAUUUGGCCAACAAUGUCACUGGUCGUGAAACAUCUGGCUUUGUCCUUGUCGAUGAUAAUGCCUCAGAAGAAGGAUAG